Messenger RNA from Filobasidium floriforme, 894 nucleotides. RefSeq lists its product as uncharacterized. The transcript is spliced from 8 exons. The coding region runs from base 1 to 894 and encodes 297 amino acids. Lineage: Eukaryota; Fungi; Basidiomycota; Tremellomycetes; Filobasidiales; Filobasidiaceae. The record is from RefSeq and is a predicted model, not a curated record.
AUGUUAAUGUUCCGCAACCCCUUCGCCACCUCCACCCUCGCUCUCGUUCUCGCUUUCGGAUGGGCUACUCCUCUCCUCCACGUCAGGGCGCAAGAAGGCGUCUCGUACGUGAUGAGUAACGAUGGGACGCUACAAUAUCCUUGUGAGGGGGCUGCGCUGGCGGAGGUUUAUUAUCAGGACAAGUGCUCCGAUUCUGACGAAACCUUUCAAUUUACUGCGAAUGAGGAUAGUUAUGAUAACGACGAUAACAGCUUUUGCGACUAUAUCGCCGACAAGCUCACCCCUGACUGUACUCUGUUCGACUCGAGCAUCUUGGGUGACAAGUGUCAGAAGCUCGUCAAUAUCGCUUUUCAUGGAGCUGGGUGGACUCCUCCACCGCAACCUUCAGGGACGGUCAUACAGAAGGACGGAUUCGUGGUACCGCGUUACGUCUGCCCGACCCAUAUCGAUGCCAUCUCGUCGGUGCUUACCAAGCUGGUCGGAGGUCUGGAUUUGAUCCGGCCUUAUGUAUGCAAAUUUAAAGGAUUCGAAUGCAUCACCUUCGAGGACGGCAAACCCUCUUUGAGCAACAACCCCCUUUGCCCUGCGCAACUCUGCCCUAACCAUUUCACGAACGACCUUACCCGUCGUCGUCUGCAACCCCCUGCUAUUGCCGCGCGUCAGGUCGAUACGGCGGCGCUGAGGCGGAGGGCGAUGGCUGCUCGACCAUCUCGAGGGGGGUCUCCAAGGAGAUUGGCUCGGGAUGAACACCCAGUGAACCAUCUUCUGGAGGCCGAGUCAUUUGAAGGUGUCCUUGGGCAAGCAUUGAGUCACAGCUUUGAUUGUGAUGUCAAUUCUCUUAUUCAAAUCGGCUGCAAGCGCAAAACUUGGAGUUCAGAGGGUUGGGAGGACUGA